UACUCGACAUAUACGGGUUUGAGUCCUUUGGACUGGAAAAUGGACUGGAGCAGCUCUGCAUCAACUACGCGAACGAGAAGCAACAACAGCUCUUCGUCCAGCAGGUCAUAGAGGAAGAGGUGGCCCUGUACACUAGAGAAGGAGUCACGAGCCCGGCAGUUGCAGCAAGAAACAAGGCCUCUCAUCAGCGCUCCAACGCAGAGCAGGAGACAGAACAGCAUCUGACAAGCGAAAAAGCAAAACCGCCGGGGUCGUUCAAGGCAGAUCUUGAGCUCAGUCUCCUCUCGAGCUUGCCCGACACCUCCGCAUUGCUUCGCGAUUUACAGGAAGGCGUUUUCCGGCGCCUCGAUGACUCCUGCCGACUCCUGGCCCAGGGGCAAGCAAGAGACGACACUCACUUCUGGAAUGGCCUCUUCACUUACUGCGCCUCCACGCAGCAGAGCAUUCAACCGCACAAACCUCUCCACCUGAUGCAGCGAAGCAGCAACCCAGCUAACAAUGCGCGUGACCAGCACAUCUUGUUCUGUCUCAAAGGGACCAACGGGAUGCAGGCAGCUGAGGCUGCGGCCAGUGGAGCUCUACUGCAACAUCUGCAGCAGGAAUAUUUGACUUCUAUCGGCCUCGUAGGAGCUCAGCAGCUCCAGGCUCGAAAAGGGGGAGGAGGAGUUAUGGGAGGCACAUCAGCUGCAGGCAAAGUGCAGGAGAGGGUAUUUGCUGUCAAACACUUCGCUGGUACUGUUAUGUAUGGCACCGAUGGAUGGCUUGAACUGAACAACGACAGAAUCGAGCACGAGCUGGAACAUCUCGUGGCGACGUCUACGAAACCGUUCUUGCGGCAGGCGAUGCAGCAGCACGACCAGAAUCAAAAGCAGGACGGAAUCAGCGCACCAGCAGCAGGAGGUGGUCAAUUCUCCUCGAUAACAAAACGUUUCUUGAAGAGUGUAAAGGACCUAACUCAAGAGUUACAGGGACCUCACAUGCAGCUUCACUUCAUCCGGUGUUUCAUCCCCAACUGCGGGAUGAAACCUGACAAGUUUGAGCGGAAGGUUGUGUUACACCAGUCGGGUUUCCCUCACAGAAUGCCCCUUCGUGCACUUGCAUCCAGACUGCGCAAGGUGCUAGGACCCCUUAUAGCGGAACGGCUAAAGGAACAAGAGGAAAAGAUGAAGAAGCUCUCAACAAAUGUGAACCUGCAGCAAGAAGAUGUCUCAAGGGAGAGUCGAGUUCUGGAAACGCUAAGGCACUGCAACCCUGUUACAGUCAGGGACCGCACGCUAGUGUCGGCGACACUCGGACUGCUGCCUCAAAGCCAUCCGGGAUCUUUCAUUUGUGGCGUUUCUCUUGUUUGCUUCAAAGCCGCCGUUUAUGGAGAAGCUGCAGCGUUGAUGGCUGAUCCGGGAAACUUUUUUAAAACACCCGAAGAUGUGUGCCGACUUAUCACAGCUAUUCAGCGUCUGCGGUGGCGUGUUGCGGUUCGCAUCAUUUUGCAUGUGCACCCCGCCCUACAGUGGCUACAGCGAAGGGCCUUUUUGAUGAGGAGGAUCAAGGAGGCGGCGGUCACUGCAGCUGUCAGGAUCCUCUUGCUGAGAAAACAUGUUCUGAAGCCCCUACGUGAAAGUGUCCAACGCCGAAUUUCAAUUCGCCAUGCUCUCAGAACGUUGGAGCUGAUAUUGCUACGCCGAGGUCUACAAACGUGGCGCAAGUGCAGCCAAGUAAUAGUCGCGACAGCAGCAGCCAAGCCUCUCCCACCUCGGCAAAAGCCAAUUGAAGACAAAAUUCCUCCGAAAACCGCGAGUCUUAGCGGCGCUGAAACUCCCAGUGGGAGGAACGAGGGUACACGGGCAACCGAGGGAGAAGAAUGCCAAUCUCACCCAGGCAUCCCGGUCUGGAAUGCUCGUUUAUUCCUUCAAAACGAUCUAGGGAAAGAGGCCCUUGCUAAGGAAGGCCGGGUGACUCUAUUUCCAGGACGCGAUCUGUACUUGGUCCACUACGACGGUGCAGAUGAGUCAGGUUCAGACGUGCUCGCUGCACAACAGGACAGUAAGCAGCGCCCAGUGCAAAUUGAGAAGCUUCCUGUUUUGCCAUCGCUUAUGCAAAAGGAGGAUACGCACCACAGUGAUCUCUUUUCCGGGCAUAUUUUCGGUGGGGAAGGCAAAGUGGCCUCCGCACCACAUGAAACCAGCAGUGGAACGCCUCUUGUGACUAUUGCCAAGCAUCCGUCUUACACGAGUAUAUACGUGGCAUGCACCGCCGCUGCUCAACUGCUGUUGCUUUCAACUUCGCUGACUGCUGACUCUGGGAUGGAAGAGAGCUAUGCAGCGGAGGACAAGACAGAGGAACCUCUAAAAUGUGGCACCAAACUUUAUGGAGAGCCGUCGACUUCGCUACCUUGCCUUGCUUUCCCUUCCAGCAUAUCCAGCUCGCUAGCUUCUCCCCAGUCACUUCACAGUGGUGACACUAGCGACUCCUCUGGAUCCACGAAAUUCUGCUGCACAAUGGAAAAGCCUUCACCGUCUUCAUUUGCGCUUCCCAGAACCUUGUCAAAAGAACUGCCAUUUCCCAAGAAAUAUUUAUCGUCGAAUCCAAUUCCACCAGGGAAAUGGUUACCGCGGGAUCUUCUAGACCAGGUGACCCGGGCUCUCCAACAGCAUGCGGAUGCAGGUCAAGCACGACCCCCCACUGUGCGGCCCCUCAGUAUCUCCUUUGCAAAUCCACUCACAGCUGACUAUGCCAUUGUGGUGUGCCUCGUCCAAGGCGGCAGCAAACAAAGCACCAACAACAAGAGCAGCUCUAUGGGGAAGCUCAUUGUUGUCCUGGUCGAUUUAUUGCGAAGAUCCCCAGCCGGCUGGAUUCCACUGUUCUUCGCGUCUCAUGACAUUUCCAUUUGCGCACGCCGAAACUGUGCAUUCCUUCAGCAACUCUCCGAGGCAACUAUCAGCGGCCAUACCGAACACAGCAGCAGCGCUUCUGAGGAGCACCAAUCCUCGCGAUCCCAGCGGCCCGCAGCUCGCAGCCGCAGCCGCAGUACCAUGCUCUCCACAGUUCGCCUACAGCCUCUUUGGGGCAACCUAUGGGCUGUUACAGGUCCUUCUCUCUUGGCUGUCUUCUCGGUCAACCUCAGGUUCCUACAUCAUCCACCAGCGGAGGUGGAAGGCCAGAUUGGCACCAGAGACCCUCCGCUGCGCCUACUAUGGAACAUGCCCUCCAUCCCG
Messenger RNA from Eimeria maxima, 3212 nucleotides. RefSeq lists its product as hypothetical. Gene Ontology annotation, cellular component: cytoplasm; myosin complex; actin cytoskeleton. Gene Ontology annotation, biological process: vesicle transport along actin filament; actin filament organization. The transcript has 4 exons. NCBI's taxonomy places the organism in Eukaryota, Apicomplexa, Conoidasida, Eucoccidiorida, Eimeriidae. The record is from RefSeq and is a predicted model, not a curated record. Gene Ontology annotation, molecular function: actin filament binding; ATP binding; microfilament motor activity. The annotation marks the transcript as partial.